AGAGAUACGUUCGAAAGUUGCAGUUCUCAUCUGACCGCCUUAAUAUUGUGAUACGAGAAAUGUUCGUCAAGAUAUUCCUUCUCGCCGUUCUGACGAGCGCAGCGAGGGCUGGGGUCAUAGCGGUCCACGGCGUCGAUGAAGGCCUCGGCGCAUAUCACGGAAGUCAUCAUCACCGUGCCGACGGCGGCGACGCCGCCGCGGCGUUGCAUCAAAGUCACGCGAGUUCGUUCAUGCACUUUCACGGACCCGUCGAAGGCCCGGUAUUCGAGGUGAAGGUCCCCUACGUUCCCCACCACGACGAACACGAGCAUUACCACGGCGAACACCAUCAGGAUCACGGCUACACCAUAGACUACGUCGCUCAACCGAAAUACGAAUUUUCGUACGGUGUCGAGGAUCAUCACACGGGAGAUUUUCACGGGCAAAAGGAGUCCCGCGACGGUAAAACCGUGAGGGGCGAGUACAGCGUGAAGGAGCCAGGUGGCAACGUGAGGACCGUGAAGUACCACGCGGAUCACGACGGUUUCCACGCGGUCGUCCAUAAUUCCGGAGGUAACGAUCACUCCGGCGGUGUUUACGGGGUCGGUCACGGCGCCACGGAGGUUCACGGAGGUCACGGAGUCGGUCAGGAAGAGGAGCAUCGGCAUCAACACCUAGAGCUGGGUCAGGCGGCCCCGGUGCAGGAGGAAGAGCUCCAGGAAUACGCGAUAUUCCAGGGGCAGGAGGGGGACUCGGAACACGCGGGGUAUUUAUGAGCCGCCGAUCGCGAUCGCGGCCAUUAAUUCGACAUACCCCGUAAUUCUGUCCGUUGAAACGUUGUACCUGGAUCCAUUGAUCACAUGUAUAUUAUAAAAAUUUAUUUUAUCGCGCCUUCCUCAAGUACCAAAGUCUACCUUCUAACCCCCCUUCGACGUCGUCGCGAACGCCUCUGAUUAAUCGUUGGUUACAUCUAAUCGCGUAUGGAACGCCCUGGACCACGCGCAAUAAGUAUCGGCAAAAGAGUCGCGAUCGGCCUCACCAUACGUACGCGUAUUCCAUACAUAAUGCAAUAUACACACCUAACUGUACCUUCGUAUGUAAUAAAUAAUGUAUAUCUAUGUAUACCGUAACGUUUUGUAAAUACAAUUUUCCAAUAAAGUACUCGUUGCACUUA
This is a messenger RNA of Athalia rosae (coleseed sawfly), 1153 nucleotides long. Its product is annotated as histidine-rich glycoprotein-like. Bases 60 to 755 code for a protein of 231 amino acids. Gene Ontology annotation, cellular component: extracellular matrix. NCBI's taxonomy places the organism in Eukaryota, Metazoa, Arthropoda, Insecta, Hymenoptera, Athaliidae. The transcript has 3 exons. The record is from RefSeq and is a predicted model, not a curated record.